AGAUGUCGGCCUGGGACGGUGCGGUGCAUUCCUUAUCAGAGGCGCGCCGUCGGCUGCCACUGCGUGGGAGCGAAGAGGCGGCGGGCGGCACCUCGACACCGCGUGGGCCUGAGCCAUUGCUGGACGCACCGCCGCCUGGGCCCGACGUUGUCAUUGCAGCCUCCGCCUCGGUCGAGCCGCCGGGGGGUUGCGGCCGGGUGAUCAGCUCGCCUGGGCGGAUCCCCGUCGGCGCGGAGAUGGCCUUGGAGCAGGGAAGUGCGCGGCUGGAUGGCGCCCGCGCGAUGAUCAGGGGCAGCUCCGCGUGGCUGCUUGUGGAGGCAGUGCGCAUCGGAAUGGUCGACUCCUACAGGGGCAGCCGCCCGCGGGAGUUCAUUGGGCUCCUGGGGGGCGACAUCGCGGCGCGGCUGCUGACCUGGGCAGCCCGGCGGGCGCGUCGCGGCCCGCCGUCGGUGACCCCGACGUGGGGGCUGGCGAGAAGGACUUGAGGGAGAGGCUUAAGGCCCCCGCCCCCGAUGGGGGCACCCGAUGCCGACGCUGGCGAAGACGCGAGA
Messenger RNA from Prorocentrum cordatum, 551 nucleotides. The record is from the annotation of a GenBank genome assembly. NCBI's taxonomy places the organism in Eukaryota, Dinophyceae, Prorocentrales, Prorocentraceae.